AUGUCUUACAGGAAGUGCGUGAAUGCGCAAGGAAAGAUGGAGUUGGGUGUUUGCGUUCUGCGUCGCUGUGGAGGCUGUCGCGUUGCGUUUUGUCGGCUGGACAGAAAGCUCUUCACAGACGGUCGGGUCCCCGGAGCCAUCUCCGUCGACUGCAUGGGGGGUGGGAGCUCGUGCGAGCUGGAGUGGGUUACGAUGAUGGAGCAUUCUCACAUACGCAGCAUCCUAGGACUUAAAAUGGUCAUGCGGCGGCCGUUGGACUAG
This is a messenger RNA of Eimeria acervulina, 261 nucleotides long. RefSeq lists its product as hypothetical. The record is from RefSeq and is a predicted model, not a curated record. The transcript is spliced from 3 exons. Lineage: Eukaryota; Apicomplexa; Conoidasida; Eucoccidiorida; Eimeriidae. Bases 1 to 261 code for a protein of 86 amino acids.